CAAGAGCUGCCCUUUGUGUGCUGGAGAAAGCAAAGCCAUAUUUCCACCGACAAAGACUGGAACAGCAAGUAGUGUAAAACAGAUCUGCCAGGAAGUCGGCUGUGGUUUUACACGCUCCUGGAACAGCCAACCUAAAGUUGGGUGUUACUUUGCUGGAAAUGUUUUGGCCAGCGCAUCCCUGCUCUUCUCCGGAAACCAGUUUUCCAAAAUGAACAGGUUUUUCAAAUACCUCCAGGUGCCAUUCGUAAGCAAAACUGCUUACGAAGAACAUCAAAAUAAAUUCCUGUUCCCAGUGAUAGAUAAAAAAUGGCAAGAAGAACAGGAGGCUAUGAUGGAGGAACUGAAAACAUUAGGCGAGGGGCUGCACAUUGGAGGUGAUGGGAGGGCUGACAGUCCUGGACAUUCAGCCAAAUAUGGAACCUACACCACAAUGGAGUUGCAUUUGGGGAAAGUAAUAAAUCUUCAACUGGUUCAGAGUAAUGAGGCUAAGAACAGUAAUUGGAUGGAGCUGGAGGGCCUAAAGCGGAGCAUUGACUGCCUCAAGAGCUAUGGUGUGGAGCUCGACGCCAUUGUUACUGAUCGACAUAGAUCUGUGGCUAAAUGGAUCAGGGAAAACCUGCAGGAGACCAAGCAUUACUUUGAUAUUUGGCAUGUGGCGAAAGGUCUUGGUAAAAAGUUGGAUAAGCUGGGGCAGACACAAGAUUGUGCCCUUGUGAAGGAAUGGAAGAAAUCGAUUAUCAACCAUUUGUAUUGGUGUGCUGCAUCAACCCCGGAUGGCAACCCUGAAAUGAUGUUUGCAAAAUGGUUGUCACUGUGCAACCACAUUCUUGGAGUCCACGAUGGACACUCAGAUUUAUUUCCCAAAUGUGAACACGGUCCACUGGCAGCACCCAGGGAGAAGAAAUGGUUCAAACCAGGUGAAAAAGUAACUGUUGAACUAGAAAAGAUCUUGACGGACACCUGGCGGAAGAAAGAUGUCCGACAGUUAUCUCCUUUGGGGCAGACAUCCUCUUUGGAAGGAUUCCACAGCACCAUCCUGCAUUUCGCUCCCAAACAUACCAGUUUCCAGUACAAGGGAAUGCACUACAGAGUAAUCCUGGCUGCUCUCCACGUUAAUGAGAACAGCGGCAGAGAAAGAGCUUAUGAGAGAAGCGGAGAGAAACAGCUCACUGUGUACUUCUCCAAGGCUAAAAAAGGAGAGCCCUCAGUCAGAUGGGAAACAGUAGCCUCAACAUAUGGUGAGUAAUACAGUGACUGCAUGUUGGUACAGCUUUUGUCUGUGCUCAUAUGAGAUUGACUACAGUUUCUCUAUUUUUAAUUAGGCAAUUCUUAUGUAAUAAGAUGUAGUAAAUUCCUGUUCUUAUCUUUUGCAGGUUAUGGGCACCGCCUUAUGUCGGCCGUUGUUGAAGGUAUAACUGGUAAUGCUGACGAGCUAGCUAGGAGCCUACAGCACCUUAUUGUACCGCCACCUUUGUCAUCAGCAAUGGAAGACGUAGAUCGAGAAAUGGCACGGCAAAAAUUUGUUCAUGGGGCCUUGGUGGCUAAGUAAUUGAAGGCGCUUGCAGAUCUGCUAAAGCUGGCUUUUCACCACUACAAUACCCCUUUGUUGAAACGAUAUAUGUAUGAUAAUGUCAUAUGAAAGAGUGGCCAGCAC
Liolophura sinensis is the source of this 1654-nucleotide messenger RNA. RefSeq lists its product as uncharacterized. Bases 209 to 1246 code for a protein of 345 amino acids. The record is from RefSeq and is a predicted model, not a curated record. Lineage: Eukaryota; Metazoa; Mollusca; Polyplacophora; Chitonida; Chitonidae. The transcript has 6 exons.